Leptomonas pyrrhocoris is the source of this 1113-nucleotide messenger RNA. RefSeq lists its product as hypothetical. The coding region runs from base 1 to 1113 and encodes 370 amino acids. The transcript has a single exon. NCBI's taxonomy places the organism in Eukaryota, Euglenozoa, Kinetoplastea, Trypanosomatida, Trypanosomatidae. The record is from RefSeq and is a predicted model, not a curated record.
AUGUCUCCUCUAAGUGCCAAAGGUUUAUUUUGGUUGUCGGUGACGGCCGUCGCUGUCAUGCUCUCCCUUGUUGUCUUCGCCACCGCAAAGUCGUGCAGCGGGACCGUCUGCACGCCCUACGUGGCCGCCGUAAGCGGCGGGACCGGGUGCCUGCGCAAGAACCCGAUCAAUCUCCGCUUUGUGCUGCAGAUGGCCCAGGAGAACAACUACACGGUCAACGGGGUGCUGAAGAGCACCGCCACGUUCGCCUUCACGCCCUGCGUAGACGACAUCGCUGCCCUGGCGCUGAACACCGCGCCUUUCCUCGCCGCCGGCUACGCCGUCACCAACAACGCGACGCCGCCUGUCACGUCGUAUUACCUGACCGGGAACCGCUCCGACAAGUAUUUGUCUGUGUUCGGCUUCGGCAUGUCGAACCAGACGACAGAACCGGAGGUUGGUGUCUCCACCGGUGCGGUGCUCGUGGCUAAAAACGGUCUUGAAGCCUGUGGGGAUCCUACAAUGGUGGGUGUCGUGACACUUCUGUCGCUGGAGAUUGGCCUGCACAAGGGCUACUUCAACUACGUGGGGCAGUCAGGCCAAACCACCACCACGAUCCCCAAUCCGAAUUACAACGCAUCGAUGUGCGGCGACGAAAGCGGCUCUGGUGGUUCCCGCCAAACAACAACGACCACCGCACCGAAGGCCAACGCCGCGGCGAGCUCCUCCGACUCCAUUGAUUAUUGCAGCAAGACGAUCACCGUCAACGUCCCGGCUAUCAACGUGCAGCCGGCGAGGGUCGGCUUCGCACCGACGUGCAACGCGCAGGAUCAGUGUACGCUGGGCGACCCCGACGCGUAUGUAUGCAUUGGCAACGUCACCGGAAAGAAGAACUGCGGCCUGUGCUACUCAAACGCGGCCACGUUGGCAGGCAACUCGUCUGUGACGGUAUGGGUGAGUUAUGUAGGCACGGACCGCAAGAACGUCGUGAUGACAAGCAGCGGCGACAACCCAAUUUAUUACUCGAACUUUGUCCGCAGCGGCGCCUUCCAGACGAUCAGCAGCAAGUUCAACAGUCUUAUCCACGGCAACUUCUCCGUUGUCGGUUUGAACGUCAACUUCGCCAAAAAAUGA